AGACGUUCUUCCAAAUCAAACUUGCCAUCAAGGAUGAGGUUGAGUAUCUUGAGAAGGCUGGAAUAAACGUCAUCCAGAUUGACGAGGCUGCUUUGGGGAGGGUUGCCUCUAAGGAAGUUGGAGCAUGCUUUCUAUAUGGAUUGGGCUGUCCACUCCUUCAGGAUUACCAACUGUGGUGUCCAAGAUACUACCCAGAUCCAUACCCACAUGCGCUACUCAAAUUUCAAUGAUGUCAUUCACUCAAUCGUUAGCAUGGAUGCUGGUGUGCACAAUAUUCACUCGCCUAGUAUCCCUUCCACGGAAGAAAUUAUCCUAUAACGAAUUACAUAUGUUCACAUGUUCUUUCGUCUUAUGAUCUUCACUUCAUUGAUGAACAGAUCCCCAGAGUUUCUAGAUUGUACAUGGGUUCUCUUAACUGCAACUUGGGGGUCUUGGUGGAGUUGUCAAAAUAGAACGGGCGAUAUAGUAGUGUGGCCCGGGCAACGCUGCAAGGUUUAUCUUUCUGGUGGAGACUUCUUGUAUUGGCGAGGAAAUUGGAAAACGACGGAAGUCCAAUAUUUGUUUGAUUCG
Molecule: messenger RNA, 570 nt
Organism: Linum tenue
Lineage: Eukaryota; Viridiplantae; Streptophyta; Magnoliopsida; Malpighiales; Linaceae
Source: the annotation of a GenBank genome assembly